Chondrus crispus (carragheen) is the source of this 571-nucleotide messenger RNA. RefSeq lists its product as hypothetical. The coding region runs from base 1 to 279 and encodes 92 amino acids. Lineage: Eukaryota; Rhodophyta; Florideophyceae; Gigartinales; Gigartinaceae. The record is from RefSeq and is a predicted model, not a curated record. The transcript is spliced from 2 exons.
AUGUGCGUCCUGUUUUUUGUUAUACAGAUAUGUCGAAAGCGGCAAGCAUCCUUCAGAAUGUCUGCGGGGCAGCGGUUUCGUAGUCUACUGACACUACUUCAUAGUGAUGACUCUCUGAUGAGUCUAGCAAGCAAGUACAUGUGUCAAAUCCACCCCCGGGCACGCGAGCGCUUUGUUGAGGUUAUGUUAAAUAGAAGUGGUAUGAGGCAUUCAACUUUCAUGGAUGCGUUUCACUGGGAUGUUGCAUCCCGCAACAGUGCCAGUGAAAACGGACACUAAUCACCAAUAAUGAUCUCACCGUUCUUCCAUGGUACGACUUCGAUCAGAUUUUCCUUCACGUCGAAACGAUUAAAGCUUGCUUCCAAAGAUGCUGUGAGGACUGUACUUGUUAGGGUCCUGUACCUGCAACACCCACGAGUUGACCGACGGGGCACGUCUCCAGUCCGACACAGCCAUCCCGACAGACAAUGAGAGCGAAGGCUAAGAGUCAUGGUAUGUUCAAUGCUUGAUAGCUACGAGUACCGUUUAGCGGCAUGAGUAGGUAUCAUAAAUCGUGGGAACGAAUUGUUUG